Messenger RNA from Gamsiella multidivaricata, 2476 nucleotides. RefSeq lists its product as uncharacterized. NCBI's taxonomy places the organism in Eukaryota, Fungi, Mortierellomycota, Mortierellomycetes, Mortierellales, Mortierellaceae. The record is from RefSeq and is a predicted model, not a curated record. The coding region runs from base 122 to 2371 and encodes 749 amino acids. The transcript is spliced from 7 exons.
UCCUAUUCUCGUACAGUCUAUUGAGUCACGUUUAACUCUAUGAUACGCCACCAACCCCGUUCUCCUCAUCCUUCCUCAUCUCCCAUCAAACCUCACACUCAUCACGUCCAAGGUGCCACAUAUGCCUGACACACUAGCCAGACGCCACUUGGGGCCGGACUCGGGCGACGAUUUUGCGAGCGCCUCGGAGGGCGAGGAAUAUGAAAAUAUGGAAGUGUCCCGCCCGGUAGCUGCUCGCCCGUCGUCUGCCGCUUCCAGGGGCCCAUUAACAGCCAAUAAAUAUGAUAAUGGCUCACUGUCACUGCAGCAGCCGACUGGAAUGGCAAGAACCCAUAUUCCUGUUCCACUGCCUGAUCAGCACGACGAUCUAUCACCGCGCUUCGGGAACAAGUCUUUCCUCUCUUCGAGACCAGUAACAGAUAAAGGGCAGGCUUCCCGUGCGCCCUCAUACCCUCUUCAUGAAUCGCACGCAGAGGCCCCAGAUCACGGCAGAUUUCAGGAUACCAAUACUUUCUCUGAAAGCGCCGCCUCGGGACCAAAUACCACCGUCGAUGCAAAAGAAUCGGGUCGUGCCUGGGGUUCGUUGAGUUCGUGGAUCAACACUGCAGUGAGCACCGUAAGCGAGGUCAUCGAGAACCCCAAUGUGGUCGUGACGAAGGCUCACAAUAUAGGACAGGGCAUACGCAAUGUUGCCACUGAACAGAUCGAUCGCGUGUACGAAUCACUGGACCCGGAGUACGAAUAUGAGCGCGAGCGGCUAUCAAAGCAGCGGGUGCAGCAGCAAUCGCAGCAAUCACAGCAAGCCAAGCAACAUCAGCAGCAGUCCUCCGCCGAUUUACCAUGGCCACAAUUUCGUCCGCCUCUUCCGCCUCAGCAAACUCCCUCCAGUUUAGACAAGGGCGACCUUUCCGAUCUUCUAGAAUCAUCACGUUUACAAUCUGAACUACGACCGCCUAGCCCUAAACUUGAUUCGUCUUCUCAGCUACAGUCCUUGAAUAGCACAUCUAGGCUCGGCGUACCGGCAGGGAAUCUUGUCGAUCGUGAUGGAUGGGCUGAUGACGCCUGGGGCGAUGAUUGGGAUAAUGAAGUGGAUUUGACGGAAUUGACAAUGGACACGACCAAGAAAGUUCAGCCUACUGUAGAAUCAGCGCAGAGUAGCCUUGCUGUCCCAUUAUCUCAUGAGGACGAAAGCCGAUCAGAUAAGCCCUCUUCAAGAAGAUCGUCGGCAGAUCUUGGCCCUGCAGAAGCGCUCUUUUCAACGCUGGAUUUUGCUUCGAACGCCCUUGGAAGUGCUGUGCUUGGAGUGCAUCGGAAAGUUACACAGAGCAGCCAGUCGGCAACGUUGAAGAGGGGUACCAUCGAUGAUGCAACCCAUCCUCGUACCGUAUCUCCUACAUGGAUCAACACUCAACGACCCUCCUCCACCGAGGGACGUACCAGGCAAGAAGCUACAGAGCGCUCGGAUAAACCAACAAUCACGAAUCCCUCGUUGGAAGUGGUUGGGGGCAACGUUGUCAGCACUGGCCUGGGGGCCCUUGAGAUUUUGGGCAAGAAAGCUGUAGAUGUUAUUUCAGACGUGAGGCGUGCGGGCCAUCUCAACCACGCUCAGGGAGGAUCCAUCAGCUCCAUGGAUCACCUAGAGGAUACUGGUCCAUUUAAGGUGCCAUCGAGGAUGAACUUGGCAACGCUUUUUGACGACGCUGGAGGACGUGCCCAUCUUAUAGCAAUGCGUUCACUUGCUUCGACCGCAGCGUCUCGUGUAGCACCUUGGAUGUCUACCAGGCAGGAUUUACUUGAGAUGGGACAGCUAUACGAACUUGAGCAACAGCUUCAGCCUCCAAGUCUUGAUUCUGCAGUGAAAGAUCUUCCUACAGAUCUCUUGGCAGGACACAAAGACUUCCGAGCCAUGGUGACGCUACUAGAGAAGAUGGGUUUUCAGGGUACAGCCCAUCUAAGACAGUUGCGCAACUGCACAAGAAGAUUGACCAGUUUAGUACCCGACAGCGUCAACGCCUUUGAACAAGAGUGGCAUAACCACCAAUCGAGGGCUAGCGAACGAGAUUUCUUUGCCAAAGCACCGAUAAAGAAGUUUUUCGAGUCCCGGCUCAUGUUGAUUUAUUUUGAUGGACUUCGGGCCCUCUCGCAGUUCACAAACAAAACCUGCGAUCAAGCCUUGAAGCUCGCCGAGAAUAUCGACAUCCACCUUGCCGAAAAAACUGGGAGUAUCGGCCGUCCUAACGCUUCCCUUGAUACCCACGAACACGAACGGCCUUCGCCAUCGAAAAUCGCGCCAUUACUUCGGCAGUUUCUUGGCAAUCUGAUCGCCAUUUAUUGCCAGAAUUUACAGCGCGACUAUGGAGGCGGUUCUUGAGGCUGCCAAAAGAUUCAUCACGCCGCUGGAUCGGCUUGACUGGGAAGAUCUUGCGAUGGGCGUGGAUAAGAUCAGGGAUCUCUUAACAGCAGCGGAACUACAGGA